This is a messenger RNA of Onychostoma macrolepis, 3346 nucleotides long. It is a transcript of the gene sgo1, whose product is annotated as shugoshin 1. Gene Ontology annotation, cellular component: nucleus; chromosome, centromeric region. NCBI's taxonomy places the organism in Eukaryota, Metazoa, Chordata, Actinopteri, Cypriniformes, Cyprinidae. Gene Ontology annotation, biological process: meiotic chromosome segregation. The coding region runs from base 300 to 2246 and encodes 648 amino acids. The record is from RefSeq and is a predicted model, not a curated record. The transcript is spliced from 9 exons.
GAACUACUCGCGGAAGUGACGUAACUCUACGUUUGUUCCUCCAAUCAGAGCUCGCAGCGCACGAUUUCGAACAUCAACGUCCCCUUCGGGAAUUACGCCAGAGAAGCAACUCACACAAAAUACACAACUUACGCACCAUCAGGGCUAAAGUAGCUGUUUAUUCAUCUUAUGAUAGUGGCAAAUAAGUGGGUAAGACGUACGCCGUGUUUUGGUGAAGCUCGGCGUAAUGUGGAGAUAAAGGUUAGCCCUUGAUCAGCUGACAGACUUUAACACUGGACUAGUUCGUGCGCAGCUCAGCCAUGGUUCGGGAGCGGGUGGUGCAGAAGAAGUCCUUCCAGCAGAGUCUGGACGACAUCAAGGACAAAAUGAAGGAAAAGAGAAACAAGCGUCUCGCCAGCGCUUUAGCUGCCAGCCGCGGCCUGUCAAAACUGAAGAACAAAAACACAGCUACAGUGAAGCCAUUUGUCCUGAAGAGCGUCCAGGUGAAUAACAAAGCUCUUGCAGUAGCCCUGCAGACAGAGAGGGAGAAGGUACGGCAAGCGCAGGGGGUCAUCCUGCAGCUCAAAAAAGAAAGGCAAGCGCUCAUCUUUCACCUGUUGAUGCUGAAGAGGACGCUUAAAGAUCGAAGACCUGCUGAAAGUGCCCAGGUUUCUCCUGUGGAGACGAGUCCACAAUGUCCACCUCAGCCCAUCAGUCCUAAACCAGUUCAUGUGGUUGAGAUGGGUAUCCCUGAUCAUCACUCAGCAGAACCACCUUUUACUGCAGAGGUUGUUCCAGGUUGUUGCAGUGACAGACAGGUUUCAUUGCCCCCCACAGUAGGAACAAGGCGAAAGAGACGCUCUGAGGUUGUGAGAAGGCGAAGCUCAUGUUUUGACUCUGGCACUGUUGAGAAAUGUGGCACAUUGGAUGUGAAAAGAGAAGAGACUAUUGAUAACAGACAAGAGGUGGGGACAAACACACCAUUGGAGGAGGUGUGCCAUGAACCGGAAGAGUUUAAUGAGGAACAAGCUGGACAGAAAACUGGGCUGAACUGUGAGUUCAACCUAGAGAUUUCUGAACUCCCAGCCGUUCAGCACUCGACGCCUGAGCCCCCCAAGCGGCCCACCAGACAGCCCAAGAAGAAACCUACCCAAGCUGCUUCCCGCCCCAAACCAGAGAGGGGACGCAAACCAGACCGAGCCCCGUUGAAGAAACCAUGGGAAAACCCCAAACCCCGUGCUCGCUCCAAGAGCCGGGACCGAUCUCAGAGUCGUGCUAGAGCAGCACUUCCACCUGCCGAUCGCCUUAACUCCUCAUUGGGUGGCAAUGACACCUUUGACUUUGACUGUGAAGAGGCCAUCCAUCUAACGCCUUUCAGAGCAGGAACCAAAGGCGUGGAGAAACCAUCACCUGAUGCUCCGGAUAAAGAGGACGAGGUCCUGCCCAGUCCUGUUGCCAUGGAGACCAACAACAGCCUCUCAGAAGAUGAACAGGAUGCAAAUGAUUCUCCUUACGUACCGAAGAGGAGAUCCAGAAGAGCUCGGAGUCCACUGCCCAGGCGGGCUCGCUCUAAAAGACGGUCUGCUCAAGAGGCCAGACAAAACAGAGGAACAGAAAAUACUAGCCAAAAGCAGCGCCAUGUUGAAAUACAGCAAACAGAAAAAAGUUGGCCUGAAACUGAAGAAAUUGGCCUGCAUCUCCACGAUGAUCUUGACCCAGGUCUUCUGCUCCCACAUUCACCAAUUUGUGUUCCUCCUGAGAAUCCCAGCCAAUCAGAACCAAGCCAAGAGAUCUGCCAAGCACCACCUUCUGUUGUUUCAGUGGAGUCUCCGAUCCCCAUUACUCCUGGUGGAGAGGCGGAGCUUAUGAUGAUUGACAGCCCAAUAUUUGAAUUUCCAAAGCACCCUUGUAGUUCAUCCGACCAGGAAAAUGAAAUGCCCUUGGUGAAUAGAUGCAGAAGAAAAGGUGGUCUGGUUGUUCGCUCCUUUCUGGGCUUGGGUUUGAGUGAUGUGACAAAUCUCUCCCCCGCAGCCUUUCAGAAGCCCAUGUCUGCUCAAAACACCCCUCAAAGCUCCAGUCGUAAGCGCCGCUGUACGAGUACGGUCAACUACAAGGAGCCCUCAAUCAACUCGAAACUUCGACGUGGCGACAAAUUUACAGACACCCGUUUCCUGCGUUCCCCCAUCUUCAAACAGAAACCCAGUUCCCGUCGGAGUUCACUUAAAAAGAUGGAAUUAUAUAAUGAGUCUUUUGUGGGUUGUCGCUGAAUAACUGAUGUGACUUAAUAGGCCUUUGUAACAUGAUUCAACUGCAUAGAAUUACAGUGCUGUCUGUCACUAAAUAUUUUACAUUUUUCCUUUAGAUUUUUAACUGUCUGUUACAUGAUUGAAUGUAAUUUUUUUUCAAUCUCAUGACUUCAUGAAUAUUAAUAAAGUCUGUUCUUUUAAUUAAUUGUUUAAUUGUUUGCAUUUACAAUUAGGCAAUUACACAAAAUAAACUGAAAACCAUUUUUAGUAGACUUAGCAUUUCAACAGAUUGGCUUCAGAGGAUUUUAAUUUCUCUAAAUUGUGUUAAGGCCAUUUUGUAAGUUUACAAUAGAGUACCAAGACACUUAAGUCAUAAAUAUAUAGUAUGAUCAUUUUAAAGCCUUUCAUUGAAGUUGACAUAGGCCAUAUGAUAUAUACAUCAACUCCUAAACAGCUGAGUGUAGGCAUGUCUGUAAGCUGUGUGGUACCAAUAAAGUAAAACAGCUGAAAUUGUUUCUCAUGUGUCUAAAUACUUUACAUGAAGCUGAAGUUACAAUUGUGAUUGAGACAGAUAGAAUCAGGACCAAAUUAAUAAAACGUUUGCAUAGAGGUAUACAGCUGACAUCAGAUAUUUUAAGGCUGGUCUAGUGCAAUAAGUACUUAAUCGUUUUGGCAACGCUUUUCAGUAAAGUAGAAUUGGUUUAACAUUAAGAAAUCUUUAUGAAUUAUGAUCAAAUUAACAGUUGUACUGCAUUCAUGGAAAAUGAACAUUACCCUAGAUUAGAAUGCUGUAAAAUUAUUGCUAGUUCAUGAGGCAACCAUAAGAUGCAGGCAUUAAGGUUUGGUUUAACUACAUUGUCAACAGUGAGUGCUACUUCUAAAUCUUAUUGUUCACAUUUCAUUAAUGAAUUUUUACAUUAAAUAUAUUAACAUUACUCAAUGCACUGUGAACUAACAUGAGCAUCAGUUUCGUUAGCAUCAAAAUAGUCUAAAAAUAUUGUUCAUUGUUAGCCAAUCCAUUAAGUAAUGUUAACAAAUGAGACCUUAUUGUAAUGUUUCCAUUCAUGAUACCUUAUACAUGCAUGUCACCAUUGUAUUCAUGUUGCACAUAGAUCUUAAAA